Messenger RNA from Naegleria gruberi, 555 nucleotides. RefSeq lists its product as uncharacterized. The record is from RefSeq and is a predicted model, not a curated record. The transcript has a single exon. NCBI's taxonomy places the organism in Eukaryota, Heterolobosea, Eutetramitea, Acrasida, Naegleriidae. Bases 1 to 555 code for a protein of 184 amino acids. Gene Ontology annotation, biological process: DNA protection. Gene Ontology annotation, molecular function: 8-oxo-7,8-dihydroguanosine triphosphate pyrophosphatase activity.
AUGUCAAAGUUUUUCAAUGCUGAUUUGUUAAGCAAGAAGAAGAUUAAACCUCUCACACUCGUAUUUAUUCAACAACAAGAGAAGAGGAAGCUCUUGCUCGGAUUGAAAAAAAGAGGAUUUGGAAUGAAUAAAUUUAAUGGAUUCGGAGGAAAGGUUGAAGCUCAAGAUUUAUCCAUAAAACAUGCCGCAGAGAGAGAAUUAAUGGAGGAAGCAGGAAUUUGUGCUACUAAUUUAAUCAAGAGAGGUUUAAUUAUUUUCGAAUUUGAUCCACACAUAGAAUCAUCAGUCUUGGAAGUUCAUGUUUAUUCAUCACCAGAUUAUACUGGUGAAAUUACGGAGAGUGAAGAGAUGAAACCAGAAUGGUUCGAUUUUCAAGGUAUUCCCUAUGAGAAAAUGUGGGUAGAUGAUGCUAUUUGGUUUCCUUUACUUUUGGAGAAUCCUACUCAAUUAUUUAAAGGGCAUUUCAUCUUUAGUGAUUUCUCGAACAUUCAAGAGUAUGAACUGGUAAAAGUGGAAUCUCUCGACGAAAUUGGUUCUUUUGUAUUGAAAGAGUAA